Ipomoea nil (Japanese morning glory) is the source of this 1908-nucleotide messenger RNA. RefSeq names its product ornithine aminotransferase, mitochondrial. Lineage: Eukaryota; Viridiplantae; Streptophyta; Magnoliopsida; Solanales; Convolvulaceae. Gene Ontology annotation, molecular function: L-ornithine transaminase activity; identical protein binding; pyridoxal phosphate binding. Bases 177 to 1580 code for a protein of 467 amino acids. The record is from RefSeq and is a predicted model, not a curated record. Gene Ontology annotation, cellular component: cytoplasm. The transcript has 10 exons.
AUAGUAAUUCAAUUUCUUUGGAAAAAGAGCCAUUUUGGGAGUUGCGUAUCUUGGUCACCAAGCUCCGCUCCCCACGUAUAACAAUCUCAUCAUCAACUCCGUAUGUGAAGAAGAACAGAUAAAGAAGAGAAGAAAUAAAGUUGCUGCGAUUCAAGAUUGUUACUUUCUUGAUAACCAUGGCGACAAGGAGGCCUUUGCAGUCUGUCUUGAGCAGAUUAGGAAGCGUUCGGAAUUUCUGUAGCGCCCAACCUCAACCAAAUUCAGCUUCCUCUUCUCAACACCUCAUUAGCUUGGAGUCUGAGUGCAGUGCUCACAAUUACCAUCCAAUUCCCAUUGUUUUUUCUCGGGCAAAAGGAUCAUCUGUCUGGGAUCCAGAAGGGAACGUGUAUCUGGACUUCCUCUCAGCUUAUUCUGCUGUCAAUCAGGGGCAUUGUCAUCCCAGGAUCAUGAAAGCACUAGUGGAACAGGCUGAAAAUCUCACUCUUAGUUCAAGAGCAUUUUAUAAUGACAAAUUUCCAGUAUUUGCCGAACGCCUUACCAGCAUGUUUGGAUAUGACAUGGCACUACCAAUGAAUACUGGUGCAGAAGGAGUCGAGACAGCUUUGAAGUUGUCGAAGAAAUGGGGAUACAUUAAGAAAGGAAUACCGAAAGAUGAGGCUAUAAUUGUCUCGUGUUGUGGUUGCUUCCAUGGACGUACACUGGCUGCUAUAUCCAUGAGCUGUGACAACGAGGCAACUCGUGGAUUUUGGCCCUUGUUGCCCGGCAAUCUUAAAGUUGAUUUUGGUGAUGCAGCUGCACUCGAGAGGGUAUUUAAGGAGAAAGGCGAUCGGAUUGCUGGUUUUUUGUUUGAACCCAUCCAAGGAGAGGCAGGGGUUAUAAUUCCCCCGGAUGGCUAUCUGAAAACUGUUAGAGAUCUUUGCUCGAAAUUUAAUAUUCUAAUGAUUGCUGAUGAGAUACAAAGUGGGCUAGCCCGAUCUGGAAGAAUGCUGGCCUGUGAUUGGGAAGGGGUCCGCCCUGAUGUCAUAAUAUUGGGAAAAGCGUUGGGUGGUGGAGUGUUACCUGUAAGUGCAGUGCUAGCAGACAAAGAUGUUAUGCUUUGUAUUCAGCCCGGAGAGCAUGGAAGUACUUUCGGGGGGAAUCCUUUGGCCAGCGCUGUUGGCAUUGCGUCUCUAGACGUGAUAAGAGAUGAAGGACUUGCAGAGAGAUCUGCUGAGAUGGGAGAGCAGCUGAGGCAGCAGCUAACGAAGAUUCAGCAGCGGUUUCCUGAAAUCAUAAAGGAAAUUCGAGGAAGAGGGUUGUUCAACGCGGUAGAGCUGAACAGCAAGGCCUUGUUUCCCGUGACUGCUUACGACGUAUGCCUAAAGCUGAAGGAGAGAGGGAUUCUUGCCAAGCCAACUCAUGAUACUAUAAUACGUUUGACGCCCCCUCUUUCAAUGAGUGACCAUGAGCUUCGGCAAGGCUCAGAGGCAUUGCACGACGUUUUGGAGCUCGAUCUACCAAAGAUGCAGAAAGAAAAGCCAAUGACGCAAUCCCAUGCUGCAUCUGUAAAUGUAUGUGACCGGUGUGGGCGCAAUUUGUAAUCUGCUGUGAAUGAUGUGAGUCAUAAGAAUUGCAAGAAUGUGGAUUACAAUAAAAAAGGAGGAUGGGAAAAAGAGUUACAACUCCUUUGAAUGGGGUGUAUUAGUGAAGAAAAUUAGGUUGCCUAGACCAGUACAUUUGAAAAAUCUGUUGUAUUUUGCCCCAUGUUGACAUGUGAAGAAAAUUACUAUUCUUGUGUUCAGAACCCCCUAACAAAGUUGGUUAAACAAUUAGCUUGAUAACUGCUCAAGUUCGACUCUCUGUGGGAGCGGUCUAUUGGUCAUUUUGAUUUGUGUUGGUCAGCUAUGAGUAACUUAGACUGAUUUACCU